Messenger RNA from Lucilia sericata (common green bottle fly), 5354 nucleotides. Its product is annotated as transmembrane protein 184C. The transcript has 6 exons. Gene Ontology annotation, molecular function: transporter activity. NCBI's taxonomy places the organism in Eukaryota, Metazoa, Arthropoda, Insecta, Diptera, Calliphoridae. The coding region runs from base 1 to 1692 and encodes 563 amino acids. The record is from RefSeq and is a predicted model, not a curated record. Gene Ontology annotation, biological process: transport.
AUGUGUCAGAAUUAUUCAUUGCGAAGAUUCUGCGAGGAGUGGCGUAUCUGGAUACGACCUUUACUUAUUAUAACCUAUGGCAUAUUUGCGAUAAUCGUAGUGCCUCUGCUCAUUAUCAAUUCCGUCAAGGAUGGUUUUCAGCGUCGUGAUCAAUUGAUAUUAAUUGGUGGCUUAUUUGUUUUAUCAGCAGUGCCCAUAUCAAUUUGGCAUAUUAUUCAGCAUGUUGUACACUUUACAAAACCCAUUUUACAAAAACACAUCAUACGCAUAUUGUGGAUGGUGCCCAUAUAUGCCUUAAAUGCUUGGAUUGGUUUAUUCUUUCCGAAACAUUCAAUCUAUGCCGAUUCGUUACGUGAGUGCUAUGAGGCCUAUGUGAUUUAUAAUUUUAUGGUCUAUUUAUUAAAUUAUUUAAAUUUGGGCAUGGAUUUGGAAGCGACCAUGAUGUAUAGAUCCCAAGUACAUCAUUUCUUUCCUAUGUGUUGCAUUCGUCCCUGGACCAUGGGUCGAGAAUUUAUACAUAAUUGUAAACAUGGUAUUUUACAAUAUACUGUGGUGCGGCCAAUAACUACAUUCAUAGCGGUUAUUUGCGAAUUAUGCGGUGUCUAUGGAGAAGGUACUUUUGCCGGAAAUGUAGCAUUUCCCUAUAUAGUUGUUAUCAACAAUAUCUCACAAUUCGUAGCCAUGUAUUGUCUCGUUUUGUUUUAUAAAGCCAACAAGGAGGAUUUAAAACCCAUGAAACCUAUACCAAAAUUCUUGUGCAUUAAAGCGGUAGUUUUCUUUUCAUUUUUCCAAGGAGUGUUAUUAAACGUUUUAGUUUAUUAUAAAAUAAUAAAAAUCUUUGAAGCAGAUGAUUUGGGUGAGGAUGCCAAUUUGGCCUCAAUGUUGCAAAAUUUCAUUAUUUGCAUUGAAAUGUUUAUAGCAGCAGUGGCUCACAUUUAUAGUUUCCCUCACUAUCCAUUCCAUAUUAACUCUCAACAAUAUUGGAAUAAUCCAAAUCAUAACUGGUGUCGGGCUUUUCUAUCCAUGAUCGAUAUAUCCGAUAUACAAGAGGAUGUAUCCGAACAUUUAGGUGUUGUUACCGGCACCAUAAGUCGUCGAUUCCAAGGUCGCAGCGCUUAUCAGCCUUUAUCGCGUGGCACUAGACGUUCAAGCGGCGAGUACUUUAGACGCCUAGAUGGUGAGGACUCAAGCAGUAGUCAGCAACUGCUAGUUCCGGACACUGAUAGCAGUGAUAAAACAGGUAAUAAUAAGAAAAGAAAUCCAUAUCAAACGCAUUAUGCUAAACCGCUGGCCAAGGCCAAUCGCUAUGGAGCUACAGAUAGUCUUGUGCUACCCGUUUGUGAUGCUGCAAUAACCAAUGAUUCUCAAUCUCAAUCCCAAUUAGCAGGUAACCGUCCCACCACUUCCAAAGCUUCCAUAACAACUGCAACUGGCAACGAAACUAGUAGCAAUGCCGCCGCCAUCAUUGCUACCAACACUAACACUCAUCCCUCUGCUACCCACUCCAAUUUUGGCGGUAUUAGUAUACAAAAACGCGAUCCAACCGUUAGAGACUUUCCGACACAUUAUGGGGCGCCCGUGGCGGGUGGUACUAGUUUUCUGCAGGCUCGUAAUGUUACGACAACACACGCUCCCAGUCCCAUUCCAGAGUCCGUUGAUGAUUUUGCAUCAUUUAUCGGUUCCUCAAGAUGACAGCGUUAUGAUAGUAAUAGUCAAAAUUAUAAUCCAUCCGCUAGUGAAUCGAUUUCUAUAGGGUUUUCCAGUAGCCUUAAGUUGUCGACGGGUGGCAGCCUCAGUAACAACAGUAAUAAUUCAUCUGAUUGGUUAAGUUCGCCCGAUGGUGUGGGUCCAAAAUUAUUAUUAGAUGAUGAUGAUAAUAAUGAUGAUGAUGACGAUAAUGUUGGCGAUGAUAUUGACGUAGGGCCAACAUGUUCUACUAUGCAACAACAACAACAACUACAACUUAGCCACCCACAUACUGAAUCUAACGAAUACAUCACUUAAACUCACACAACAACAUCACCACUAACAAUCACGACAACUAAUACAAAAAAAAACACCAAACACAAUCUACAUUUUUUUUGUAAUUACAAACAAAAUAAUUAUUAAUGCUACCAAAUGAUAGAAACGAAAACAAAUCUACUUAAAUACAGACGUACAGAUCGGACGGGUGUAGACUUUAGGGAAAAAGAAAAACGAAAUACCCGAAAGCAAUUGUUAUUGUUUUUUUUUUAUUAAUCUUUGUAUUUUGUAACUUAAAUGUUUGUGUUUCUUUAGAAGUCUCUUGAUUAUCAACAAUUUACCAAUAUUAUCAUUGAUUAGUGAUAAUAAUGUGUCAAAAAAAUUUAUAGAUUUUAUGACCAAAUUCAAAGUUUAAUAUUCUUUAGAAAAUUGUUUAAAUUUAUGAAUAUUGCAAUUGGUUUCUUGGGAACAAACUCUGUUUUUAAGCCUGUUUUGGCUAAAAAUUCAUUGCAAUCAUCAUUCCAAUAUUCAAAUAUCAAAAUCCAUUUAAUUCUCUUAAAAGUUUCUCUUAUUUCUCUCCAUUUUAAGGGAAAAUUCCAAGUUUGAUAAGCUAUAGAUUUUGUCUUUCUUUAUUAAAAAAUUUUUCCAAAAUUAUCACGAGAAAUCAUCUAAAAUUAAUGAAAAAUUCCAAGUUUUAAAAAUGUAAAAAUUAUGUUCGAAAAACUACAUCUUUUAUUGAUAUGUUCGAAAUUACAAAUAUAUAUUCGAAAUUAUGAAUUAUAUUCUAAAAUAAUUAAGAGAUUAUGAUAAUUCCUAAAAAAUGUAUUAAGAAAAUUUUCAAAUUUAUAUUCAAAAAUUCAAACUUAUGUUCUAAAUAUUUUUAUUUUAUUGGAAAUUAAUUUUAUUGCGUUUUUUUUUUUAAAGAUAAUCUUAAAAUUUUCAUACAUUUUAAUAGUAUUUUCAAUGUAGUUUCAAAAUAUGCCAUUUUUAAGUUAUUUUCGAAAAUUCGAAGUUAUAAUCGAAUGAAAUUUAAAGCUGUUAAAAUGUUAUUCUAAUUAUCAAAUUCAAAAUUUUUAUUCAUUUUAAUAGUAUUUUCAAUGUAAUAUCAGAUUAUAACCCUGUUAUGACAUGUUCGAAAAUUCGAAAUUAUUUUCGAAAAAUUGUUAACAUAAUCUCUAAAUCCUUAGGAUGCAUGGAAAUAUUAUUUUAGUAUUAUUUGAAACCAAUUUUUUUACAUUUUUCAAUUUUGAACAUAAAAGUUUUCCAAAAAGAUUUCGAAAUAUUCAUGAAUUUUCAAUAUUAGUUUCAAAAAAUAAAAAUUUUAAGAUAUUCCCCCAUAUUCUGCAUUUCAAAUACGUUUCCGCAUUCAGUUAUGCAAUAUUCGAAAAUAAGUUCGAAAAUUCGAAGUUAUUUUCGAAAAAUUGUAAAGGCUGUUAAAAUAAUCUCUAAAUCCUUAGAAAGCAUAAAAAAUUAAUUUUAGUUUUUUUUGGAACAAAUUUUAUUACAUUUUCCAAGUUUCGAACAUUAAAAUGUUCAAAAUAUUCAUAAAUUUUUAAUAUUAGUUUCAAAAAAUAUGAAAUUUUUGAGACAUAUCUUUUCUGCAUUUCGAAUACGUUUUCGUAUUCAGAUAUGAUGAUCGAAAAAACAAGUUGGAAAAUUCGAAGUUAUUUUCGAAAAAUUGUUGAAGCUGCUAAAAUAAUCUCCAAAUCCUUAGGACGCAUGGAAAUUUAACUUUAGAUUUAUUUGGAACCUAAUUAAUUACAUUUUUCAAUUUCGAACAUAAAAAUUUUCAAAAAAUAUAUAAAUUUUUAAUAUUAGUUUCGAAAAGUAAACAUUUUAAGAUAUUCCCCAUAUUUUGUAUUUCUAUAACGUUUCCGAAUUCAGUUACGCAAUGAUCGAAAACAUUUUCGAAAAUUCGAAAGUUCUUAAAAUAAUCUCCAAAUCCUUGGGAAUCAUAAAAUAUAAUUUUAGUCUUAUUUGAAACUAAAUUUAUUACAUUUUUCAAAUUUCGAACAUAAAAAUUUUCAAGAAAAAAUUUAUAAAAUUCAUGAAUUCAUGAAUUGAAAAUUAAUUUUCAAUAUUACUAUCAAAAAUAAACAUUUGAAGAUAUUCUACCAUAAUCUGCAUUUCGAAUAUGUUUCCGUAUUCAGUUAAUUCGAAAUUAUUUGAAACUAAAUUUAUUACAUUUUCAAAUUUCGAACAUAAAAAUUUGUAAAAAAGUUUUUUUUUUUUUAAAAAAGAAGAAGCAUUACCACGCAUUACGGAUCGAAAUGCAGAACAUCAAAGUUGCCAAACGGAGAAAAUUUCGAUUCGAAUUGAUAAGCAGAAUAGGGCUGAUUAACUUGUAAUUUUUUGUUUUGGAAAAAUUUUCAUUGAAACAUUUUGAUAGCAUGCUGUUGUCUUUAUAAAAAAUUCGGUACUUGCCAGAACCAAUAUUCAGAUUUUAAACAUUAACCGAAAGCGUAUAUUCAUCAAAAGUAUUUUUAGAAAAACUACUAUUGAAUAUAACGGUCUAAAUCUAUGUAUUUGGAAGCAGUACUUUUUUAAAAAGUACUUAUUUACUUUUUAUAUAAAAAAAACAAACAUUUAAGUUACAAAAUAUACAAGUAAACCCCUUUUUUACCUUUAUAGUAUAUUAUCACUUUGUUUAUAACUUAAUUUUUGCUUUAAUGUUUAACUUAAGAACUGCAAUUAAUUACAAAAUUAUAAUUUAUUUUUUUAAUUUUUGGGGAUUUUAUGUGGUUUUUAUGAUAUUGUUUUAACUACUUUUUUUAAAAAAGCAUCUGUUUUAAUUUAAAAACAAUUUCAGUUUAAUAUAAAUUGUUUGAUUUGAUUUUAUUAAACUAACCAAAGUAGUUUUAAGAAAGCAAGACUUAUUUUUUAUAUAUAAAAUAAAUUAUGUGUAGGUAUUUAUAUAAAGAAACAAAAACUGUAAUUAUAAAUUAAAAAAACUGCAAGUGGCCUUUGUUUAAAAACUAUUAAUAAUUCAAUUUCUAACAAGCUAACAUUAAAAUUCUCAUUCAAAACAAGAAAAGAAAAAAACUAAAAGUUUCAUAAAUAAAAAAAAACUGUCUUUAAGACAAAAGUGAUUUUCAGCGGCUUUAAGCUAAACAAUCAAACAUUUAUACAAAAUUUAUUAAUAAUAAUUUUUGUAUUUUAACAGAUGCAUUUUCAAAUAUUGCUUUAGGAAAACUUUAAAGUAAAAGAACAGUUAGUAAAACAAAGCAAUACAAUAACUACUUAAUUUCUUCACACUCUCCUUUUUGUAUUGUAUGUGUAAGAGAAAACAAUGAUAACAUUUUGAAAUCACUUCUAUUAACUGGUGUUUUUAAAGAAAAACAAAAAAACUUAACAAGAAUUAUGUUUUGAAUUGUUUAUAGAGUCGUGUAUAU